AGCGAAAAUCCUCAACAUUAAUAAACAAAUACUUUAAAUAAAAGUUAAAAUAUAAAGUACUUUAACUAUAAAUAAAUAAAAAUGUUGCGGUGCUAUAAUCGAGGCUGUGGCCAGGAAUACGAACCACAAAACAACAAAGACGAUUCUUGUCGACACCACCCAGGAGAACCUUAUUUUCAUGAUGCCUAUAAAGGCUGGUCUUGUUGCAACAAAAAAUCAGUAGAUUUUACAGAAUUUUUAAGUAUUAAAGGUUGCACUCUAUCAAAACAUUCAAAUAUCAAACCACCAGAACCUGAAAAACCAAAAAACGAUAACAAAGAUGAGGUGGUGGUGGUCAGAGCACCUAUUAGAGAAUCAAUGGAGAGACCACCUGUUGACACAGCAAUGACUGACAUUAAAGCAACUGUAGCGCCGGCAUUAAAAGAUUUAAUAGAUAAUCUGGUUGCCAAAGAACCAGCCUUAAAUGACAGCCUGAAUUCUAGUGAAAUUUUCAUUGGCACUACGUGUAAAAACUCUGGCUGUACUUAUUCCUAUACGGGCACCGAUUCCGAUAAUGGCGAAUGUCAGUACCACAGUGGUGUUCCCAUUUUUCAUGAAGGCAUGAAAUAUUGGUCAUGUUGUCAGCGUAAAACUUCAGACUUUGCCGUAUUUAUGGCACAAAAAGGUUGUGUUUAUGGACAUCAUAAAUACAUUAAGGACAAUCAUGACAAAAGAGUGGUACAAUGUCGCUACGAUUGGCAUCAGACAGCUAAAGAUGUUAUUGUCUCAAUAUAUGCCAAAAAAUAUCAUUAUGCCGAGAGUACAAUAGAAGUAAAUCCAGUGCGAUUACAUUGCAUUUUAGUAUUUCCGGAUCAAGAGAAUGCUAAAUUUGAAAUUGAUUUGGAACUGAGAGGUAUUAUAGAUGUUGACAAUACAACUGUCCAUAUGUUUGGUACUAAAGUAGAAAUUACCAUGCCUAAGGCCGAGCCAGGUUCAUGGUCUAAAUUAGAUUUUCCACGAGAAAAACUACCACCACCCGUUAAGGCCGGACAACAACCGACCAGAACAAACACUGCCUCGGUAAGCGAGUCCGAUGAUGAUGGCUUUAAUUUGGAUGACAUCGAGACGAUUAAUGCUGGUGUUCAACUGUCCGAAUUGGCCUCUUCUAAAAAUGAUUUAGAUUAGAUUUUGUUAACUGCAUAAAUUCGUUUAUGAAGGAUAUUUUCAACUACAUACAUACAUAUUUCAAUUUAAAGCGACUAUUUUCAUAUUUUUCGUACGAUUUUCUUACCAACUUUUCUCUUUUUUAAAAAAUAUAGACACAAAAUUCUUAAAACUCAAA
Calliphora vicina (urban bluebottle blowfly) is the source of this 1321-nucleotide messenger RNA. RefSeq names its product CHORD-like protein (gene mora). Bases 82 to 1164 code for a protein of 360 amino acids. NCBI's taxonomy places the organism in Eukaryota, Metazoa, Arthropoda, Insecta, Diptera, Calliphoridae. The record is from RefSeq and is a predicted model, not a curated record. The transcript has 4 exons.